Molecule: messenger RNA, 768 nt
Organism: Grosmannia clavigera kw1407
Lineage: Eukaryota; Fungi; Ascomycota; Sordariomycetes; Ophiostomatales; Ophiostomataceae
Product: GPI anchored cell wall protein
Exons: 2
Coding region: 1-768 (255 amino acids)
Source: RefSeq, a predicted model, not a curated record
AUGCACCUGGGGCGAGCACUGCUGGGGCUACCGGCCUCUCUGGUGCUGUCGCUGGCCGUCCUCGCGCAGGCGGACGAGCAGCGGCAGCAGCCGCGGCAGCAGCACAAGCCGGUUGCUGUGCGCAAGAUGAUGGAUGAGGGCGAAAAGUUCUUCCCGGAGCAGUACUUUGCCUUUGAGGAGGCCGACGACCACAGCAGCAGCAGCAGCAGCAGCAGCAAAUCGCUGGGACAGUUGGGGUCCUUUUCCGAGCGGCGGUAUCGUCCGCCCGUGCAGCUUCGCCCGCCGACCAACGGGUCGUCGCCAAUGCCGCCGCCAUUUCUGGUCCCCUUUGCCGUGCACGAAGAGGACUACGACUACGAGACCGAGCUCGAGCUGGAGCCUGCGCACGCCGACUCUGCCCUCUCGCCCCGCGCCGCCCUCGCUCGCCUGCAAGGUCGCGACUGGAGCUGUCCGACCGGCACGGCCAGCUGCUCGGCCAUCGGCUACCCCUACAGCUGCUGUGCCUCGGGCGAGACGUGCUACGAGAUCGAAAACGUCGGACUCGGGCCCGUUGGCUGCUGUCCGACCGGUGAGUCCUGCUCUGGCUCGGUCACCACCUGUGGCGCCGGCACCACAGCCUGCUCCGAGGCCGACGGCGGCGGCUGCUGCAUCGCCGGCUUCAAAGAGCUUCCCAGCACAGCCAGCGCCGCCAGCUCACGGCCAGCAGCCUCGGAGCUGUUGUGGCUGGCCGCCGUCGUUGCUGUUCUCGCCGGCUCGCAUCUCUCCUAG